CGGCGGGAGGAUGCCGCGCGAAUGGACACCCGCUCCUCCCCGCGGAUGGAGCACGUCCCAGUUGACUUACGAGAGAAAAAAAAAAAAAAAAAAAUCGCUGCACUACGCAACAUGCUAUUGGUCACCUUAACUGUACCGCGCCGCAUGUUGGAGGACUUCCUUUUUUUUUUUUUGCAUUUUUAGCAAGUGUGAUAUAUGUGCCUACUCGUUCGUCACCAUUUUGGGACUCCUUCUCUUCCGCACGGAGGAUGACAUUCUUCGGUCAGUUGGGGGAGUUGCCCACAUGAGCGCGCUGAAGCAGUCCCACACGUAUACGCACACGUACACUUAGGCACAUUGCGAGGCACACCCCCGCAUGCCCCUUUUGCUACGCAGCCACCCCUGCUGAAGGCGACCCACAUGCGAGGAAGGCAAAAUGCAAAGCAGCAUAUCUCAGGAAAAACUCCAAUUGAUGCAAAAAAACUUUAACCUUGUGGAUUUGAACAAAGAUGGGAAAAUCGCCGCAGAAGAAUUUAAGACGCUCUUGCGAUUGCUCGGGCAGACCAAAACGGAGAAAGAGAUGGACGAGAUGGUAGACAAGCAUUUUGAAGACGCACCAAUAGGGGAGGAGCAGCAGCAGGAUGCUGCCGAGGCCGCCGAUAAGGGAGGAGCAAACGAAGGGACACCAAGUACAGCGAAACAAUUGGGCGGCCAGAAAAAUACAGCCAAAACUGCCCCAAACCACGAUCGAAUAAAAAACCUAAUCGCUAAGCUGAACAAUUCUAAAGAUGAAGACAAAAAAAAAAAUAGCCCAAAUGGCCAAAUUAAUAGGACAGGUGAUGUAUAUGCAAAAAACGAAUUGAUUAAUAAAAAAAAAAAACACAUAAAUUUUGAAACGUUCUUGAGGAUAUUUCUGGAGACUUAUGAGGAACCCUUAUCGGUAGACGAGCUAAUCACCUCGUUUGAAUUUUUUGAUAAAGAAAAAAGUGGCUAUCUUGAUGAGGAGAAGGUGAGAUUUAUUUUGAAGAACAGCGAGGAGAGGUUGGCGGAUGAGGACAUGAAGUUAUUUUUGAAUUCGCUAAACUUGAGGGAUAAGGACAAAAUUGAUUAUGUCAUGCUGGCCAAGCGCCUCAAGAAUGUGGCCUAA
This is a messenger RNA of Plasmodium vivax (malaria parasite P. vivax), 1126 nucleotides long. Its product is annotated as calmodulin, putative. Bases 416 to 1126 code for a protein of 236 amino acids. The record is from RefSeq and is a predicted model, not a curated record. Gene Ontology annotation, molecular function: calcium ion binding. Gene Ontology annotation, cellular component: cytoplasm. The transcript has a single exon. NCBI's taxonomy places the organism in Eukaryota, Apicomplexa, Aconoidasida, Haemosporida, Plasmodiidae.